Eubalaena glacialis (North Atlantic right whale) is the source of this 3100-nucleotide messenger RNA. It is a transcript of the gene RERG, whose product is annotated as RAS like estrogen regulated growth inhibitor. Gene Ontology annotation, molecular function: GTP binding; GTPase activity. The record is from RefSeq and is a predicted model, not a curated record. The transcript is spliced from 5 exons. Lineage: Eukaryota; Metazoa; Chordata; Mammalia; Artiodactyla; Balaenidae. The coding region runs from base 324 to 923 and encodes 199 amino acids.
UCGGCCGCUAGUCGGAGCGAGUGGCGGCGAGGAGAUCCUGGCCGCUCCGCCAGCACUUGCCGCAGCUGCCGCCGCUCCCACCCGCGACCGCAGCCCAGCAGCUGGGAAACGCCCCCCCGCAGACUGGGCUGCGCAGCGUGGGAGGGUUAGCGGUCCCGGAGCAACGAUUCCGAACUUGCAAGGGGACCGCGGCUCUCCCGGGCCUGGAGAGUAUGAACAGGAUUGCUGCUUUACAAUGAUAUGGUGAAACCAAGGGCUGGAACCAAAAAGAUCUUCUCAGCUCUUUAGUUUGAACCACAGUGAAUUGUCUACCAGCAGCCGGCAUGGCUAAAAGUUCAGAGGUCAAACUGGCAAUAUUUGGGAGAGCAGGCGUGGGCAAGUCAGCUCUUGUAGUGAGAUUUCUGACCAAACGGUUCAUCUGGGAAUAUGAUCCCACCCUCGAAUCAACCUACCGACACCAAGCAACCAUUGAUGAUGAAGUUGUCACCAUGGAGAUACUAGAUACUGCUGGCCAGGAAGACACCAUUCAGAGGGAAGGACACAUGCGAUGGGGGGAAGGCUUUGUGCUGGUCUAUGACGUUACUGACCGAGGAAGUUUUGAGGAAGUGCUGCCACUUAAGAACAUCCUGGAUGAGAUCAAAAAGCCCAAGAAUGUGACUCUCAUCUUGGUUGGAAACAAAGCUGACUUGGACCAUUCCAGACAGGUUAGUACAGAAGAAGGGGAGAAGUUGGCCACAGAAUUGGCAUGUGCUUUUUAUGAGUGUUCUGCCUGUACCGGGGAAGGGAACAUCACCGAGAUAUUCUACGAGCUGUGUAGAGAGGUACGUCGCCGGAGGAUGGUCCAGGGCAAGACAAGGCGACGCAGCUCCACCACACACGUCAAGCAAGCCAUUAACAAGAUGCUCACCAAAAUCAGCAGUUAGGCAGCUCUGUUCUUGUGAAGGCCCUGCUCAGGUGGGUUGGGUAAUUGGAAACACUUUCUUGCCCUUUUCCCCUUUUCCUCCCCCCAAAUAAAAGAAAAUACUUCAUUCCUUGUUCUGACUCUGGGAAACAUCUGGGCUUCCCACUGGUCCCAGCCUCCCAUAUGCUGGGAAGUUAUAGAGUGUUUUAAUGCAAUUUCAGUGCUGACAAUCUCUCUUUUGCCUGCUUGAAUAAAAUAUGCUCUAUUGCAGUUUGAACAUGUAAUCACCAGAUUCUGCAAUGGCUGUGUUCAUAUUAAGCUAUUUUUAGGCAUCUUCACCUUGCUUCGAUAGGUGGAAGUCUUUUCAAAGGCAUUUUUAAAUUCCAUUCCUUGUCAAAGUCUACAAAUGAUCACCCUAAAAGUCUAAGAUAAUAGAAAAUACAGUGAGAACACAGGAAGAGUACCUAAGAUGUUGGACCAGGGAAUAGAGCCUUAGUUUCUAUUUGAAGUGAGGAUUUUUCUGAAUUAUCUUAAAUCAUCUAGUUUUUCUUUAACCCUUGUUUUGUUCUUAAAUUCAAACAUGCUCUCACAAAGUUUUCCACUGUCAUAGAGAGUUUCAUUUCAAUUUGAGUUGGUUCUCUCCUUGAUCUAUUGAUCAUUGCACCCGAAUUCUUCUUCUGUGGCUCCAACAAGAUUUAAUUAUAACAAAGGCAGCAGGACCCCUCAAUUCAAAUCCUCCUGGACCAUUUCUCACCAAGCCCAGGGCGAUGUAAAGACGAAAGGAAUCUUUUCACCAAGCCCUGACUUUAUUGAAUGCUAAAAGAGGAUUUGGAAUUAGAGGUGUCUGGUUCAUUUCUCUCUCUGCUUAUCAUCUUAGAAGAAAGACAACAUUCAAAACAACAGGAAAAUUAAGAAUGAGGCUUAACUACCCUUCCGUUGGGGAUCCCAGGCUUUGUGGCAGGCACAGUAAGAAGAAUCAGCCUCUGAUUCAUUAAGUUGGUCACGUGGCUUCUAAUAUUUCAGAUAAAUUAAUUCACUUUGGAGAAUUCAGAAAAGAAUGAGUGAUUAGAGUUCACUAUACCCGAAUAAAUGCGUAUAAAACAGAUUCUUAUAUUGCGAAAGUACAGUCUAUAACUGAUAAAGCUUUACGAUUCUUUUUUCCCUAUUAUGCCCCCAUAUAUCAAGAUUUGGGCACUUUAUUUUAGAAGAAAAUAUAUAUCUUUUACAUAUGUGUGUAUUUAUAAAUGCAUAGAUAUAUGUAUAAAAAUUUGUAAGAGUUGGAGGCUUUAAUUCACCAAUGCAUUUGGGCAACUCAGUGUAACUGACUAUUUUAUGUGAAUAUAAUAAAAAGCAUAAUUUUCACAUUCUGUCACAUUCAGGCAGUCUUUCUUGUGAAAAUAUAAAAAGUUUGUAGUUUUAGGAGAGACUUCAAGAGAUUGUUGGAUUGCAGAGCUGACAAAUCAGUGAAUGUGAUAUAGAAAAGAAGCACCUAAACAGGUCUGUUCUUGUGAAGGUCCUGUGGAAGUGGGUCAGGUAAUUGGAACCACUUGAAUAUAAUAAUAGCUACAUUUUUAGAGUGCUUAGGUGCUAUUUUAGGCAACUUAUGUAUUAUCUCAUCAUAUUCUCACAAUACCCCUAUGCAAGAGAUAGUAUUAUGAUCACAGUUGUAAGGAUGAAGAUGCUGAGCCACAAGGGAAAACAAGUUUGCACAGCUAUUUAGUGGGCAGAGCCAGGAUUUGAACCCAGAGAGGCAAAGUCAGACAGUAGAGCCCAUACUAUGAUCCACUAUGGUAUAUUAGUAGGCUGAGAUAUGGCUCUCGUUCUUAAGCUGUGGGGAUGAAAACACAGGAAGGAGAAAAUUUAGGGAAGACUUGUUUCAUUUAUGCUUUCAUUCAUUCAUGAACAAAUAUUUACAGAUAAACUGGGCAUGUAACUUGACACGUUAGUCCAUUUGAUGGUUUCUGAGCUGAACCUUGAAGAAUACAGUUGACCCUUGAACAAUGCAGGGGAUUAGGGGCGCCGACUCUCCACGCAGUUGAAAAUCUGUGUGGAAUUUUUGACUCCCUCCAAAACUUAACUACUAAUAGCCUACUGUUGACCAGAAGCCUUACCAAUAACAUAAACAGUCGACUGACACAUAUUUUGUAUGUUAUAUACAUUAUAUACUGUAUUCUUACAUAAAGUAAACUAGAGAAAAGA